Molecule: messenger RNA, 1475 nt
Organism: Stereum hirsutum FP-91666 SS1
Lineage: Eukaryota; Fungi; Basidiomycota; Agaricomycetes; Russulales; Stereaceae
Product: pyridoxal phosphate-dependent enzyme beta subunit
Exons: 8
Coding region: 84-1247 (387 amino acids)
Cellular component (GO): cytoplasm
Molecular function (GO): cystathionine beta-synthase activity; cysteine synthase activity
Source: RefSeq, a predicted model, not a curated record
CCUCCCUCUUGCUCAACUCUCGUCGCCCGCUGCCCUCAUACCGGCCAGAACAUCAAGCUUAGACUCCCUAGUCUCUCGCUGUAAUGUCUCCAGUUACAAUACUUGACUCAGCUCUCGGUGCUGUGGGGCAUACACCCCUCAUCCGUCUAGACAGACUGGCAGCUUCAGAGGGCAUUAAAUGCAACCUUUUAGGAAAGCUGGAAUACACUUCCGCAGGAGGAUCUGUCAAGGACAGGAUCGCGAAGCGUAUGGUCGAGAUGGCGGAGAAGGAUGGCAAGCUCGUCCAAGGGAAGAGCGUCGUCAUCGAGCCUACUUCUGGUAAUACUGGUAUUGGUUUAGCAAUGGCAUGUGCUAUCAAGGGAUAUUCGGUGAUUAUUACCAUGCCCGAGAAGAUGUCACUUGAGAAAGAAGCAGCCCUUCGAGCCCUUGGUGCCGAAGUUGUCCGCACGCCCAGUGCAGCUGCUUGGGACUCCCCAGACAGCCAUAUAGGUGUGGCGCGAAAGCUGGAGAGGGAGAUUCCUGGCGGUAUUAUCCUUGAUCAAUACGGGAAUGCGAACAACCCCCUCGCUCAUGAAUAUACAACGGGACCAGAGAUCAUUGAAGCAGUAACUUCGACUCCGUCGACUUCGAUACACCCAUCGUCAGGGAAAGUGGACGUAUUUCUCGCCGGCGCUGGGACCGGAGGUACAAUCACUGGUGUGGCCCGUGCCCUCAAGAAAUCUCACAAUCCAAAGUGCAUCGUAGUUGGCAUCGAUCCCGUAGGCUCCUUGCUCGCCCUUCCUUCUUCGCUCAACAACCCAGCCGACAACAAUAAGCCCUACGUUGUGGAAGGCAUCGGCUACGACUUCAUUCCCGCCGUACUUACGCGCGAGCCUGGAACUAUAGACGCUUGGGUCAAAUCGUCUGAUGCCGACUCCUUUGUUGCAGUGAAGAAAUUGAUGCGAAAGGAGGGAGUGCUCGUGGGCGGGAGUUCUGGGAGCGCGAUUGCGGGGACAUUAGAGUGGUUGAAGGGGAGUGAGGAGGGAAAGCGGGUGGCGAAUGCGCCGGGAUUGAAUGUUGUGGUUUUGUUGGCUGAUGGUAUCAGGAAUUAUAUUGGGAAGGAAUGGUUCCUCGAGAUGACCUUGCAGGCUGAGCCGACGCCGCUAGCCAACCAGAUCUCAAGCAUACUGAAGAAGCCGUCCGGGUCGAACAAGGACAAGACGGGGCGUGGCCUACCCAACGGAAACGGGCAUUUGAGUGGAGUCUAAGGGCCUCUACCACUCGUAUUGCGGAGGGAUCUUCUGGGGCAUCAUUCUUCCUAGACACGAUACUUAUUAGACCCAGUGGCGAAUAUUCCAAUGACCAGAGAGACGCAUACGACAGCAUGGUACUAUAUACGGUGUACAGAUACAGUGUAGAAUGGUUCGUGAUUGUGGCUUUGUGUACAUUUUAUAGACCGGAUAUCAACGGAGAUCUUUGUUUUGCGUAUACGCACU